Molecule: messenger RNA, 226 nt
Organism: Rotaria sp. Silwood1
Lineage: Eukaryota; Metazoa; Rotifera; Eurotatoria; Philodinida; Philodinidae
Source: the annotation of a GenBank genome assembly
UUAUCAUUAUUUAAUAUAAUAUUUUAGACUUCAUUUACUAUCAGAUUGGUUUCAAUUAUUAAGUCAAUGCGGUGAUGCAUGUCUACAACAAUUCUAUGAUCCAUUAAAUAAUUGUUUCCGACAAGAGAAACUUAAUCAAUUUAUUGUCAAUAUUUUAGAGUCUGUUAAAGAUUUUGAUUUCGCUCAUUUGGAACCGGCAUUACUCAAAGGACUUGCUGGUGUUUAA